Numida meleagris (helmeted guineafowl) is the source of this 12364-nucleotide messenger RNA. RefSeq names its product ADAM metallopeptidase with thrombospondin type 1 motif 7 (gene ADAMTS7). Bases 52 to 5382 code for a protein of 1776 amino acids. Gene Ontology annotation, biological process: extracellular matrix organization; proteolysis. Gene Ontology annotation, cellular component: extracellular matrix. The transcript has 24 exons. The record is from RefSeq and is a predicted model, not a curated record. Gene Ontology annotation, molecular function: metalloendopeptidase activity. Lineage: Eukaryota; Metazoa; Chordata; Aves; Galliformes; Numididae.
GCGGGCCGGGAGACGCUCACUGCCCGGCCCGGCCCGGCCCUGCCCGCACCCAUGCCGGCCCCGGGACGGCUCCUGCUCCUCGCCGCCGCGCUGGCCGCGGGCGCGCAGAGGAGCGGCGGCACCGAGCAGCCAGAGCCUGCUCUGUGGUCCUCCAGCAGCGACAUUGUUCAUCCAAUCAAGGUUGACGAGAGCGGAUCCUUUCUGUCCUAUGACUUGUCCCACCGAGCCCUUCACAGAAGGUCUCUUUCCUCCAAGAACAAGUUUCUUGCUUUCUAUGAACUGCAUUACAAAGGACAACCCCUGAAAUUCAACCUGAGCCUUAACAUCAACCUCCUGACCCCUGGGUUUGUCAGUGAGAGGCGGUAUGGGGGAAUUGCUGAUGCCAAGAUCCAGUCUCACACUUACAACUCCUGCCAUAUGAUCGGGGAGGUUCAGAGCCGGACGCUGAAGGGAGGCCUGGCUGCGCUCAGUACGUGUGAUGGGCUGAAAGGUGUGUUUCGGCUCAUGAACGAGGACUAUUUCAUCGAACCAGUAGCCACCAGCUUUCCUGAGGAUGCAGCAGCGCAGCCCCACAGGAUAUAUAAACGGCACGCUCCUGAGCACCUGGGAGAGCAAGACAAGAAGCAGCCAGCAGCAUGGGCAGCCUGUGGCGUGCAAGAAUCUCAGGAAAGCCUAGAGAAGUCUGAGAAGCGGAGGGAAAGAUGGGAACAGAAGCAAUACAGGAAGAGAAGAAUAAAGCAGCGUUCCAUCAGCAAGGAGAAGUGGGUGGAAACGCUCGUGGUGGCAGACACCAAGAUGAUAGAAUACCAUGGGAGUGAGAACAUUGAGAAGUACGUGCUGACUGUGAUGAACAUGGUGGCGGGGCUGUUCCACCAUGCCAGCAUUGGGAACCCCAUCAACAUUGCUAUAGUGCGACUCAUCCUGCUGGAGAAUGAAGAGGAGGAUCUGAAAAUUUCCCAUCAUGCAGACAACACCUUGAAAAGCUUUUGCAAGUGGCAGAAGAGCAUCAAUGUGAAAGGAGAUUCCCAUCCCUUGCAUCAUGAUGUUGCAGUCCUGCUCACAAGGAAGGACCUCUGUGCAGCAAUGAACAGACCCUGCGAGACCCUGGGUCUGUCCCACGUGGCGGGGAUGUGCCAGCCGCACAGGAGCUGCAACAUCAAUGAGGACACAGGGCUGCCCCUGGCCUUCACUGUGGCCCACGAGCUUGGACACAGUUUUGGGAUUCAGCAUGAUGGAAGCAGCAAUGACUGUGAGCCAGUUGGGAAAAGACCUUUCAUCAUGUCUCCACAGCUCCUGUAUGACACAUCCCCACUCACCUGGUCCCGUUGCAGCCGGGAGUACAUCACACGAUUCCUUGACCGGGGCUGGGGGCUGUGCCUGGAUGAUCCCCCUGCUCGGGAGGUGCUGGACUUCCCCCUGGUCCCCCCGGGCGUCCUCUAUGAUGUGAGCCACCAGUGCCGCCUGCAGUAUGGUGCCUACUCCACCUUCUGUGACGACAUGGAUAGUGUCUGCAACACACUGUGGUGCACAGUGGGGACCACGUGCCAUUCCAAGCUGGAUGCUGCUGUGGAUGGGACAACAUGUGGAGAGAACAAGUGGUGCUUCAAUGGCGAGUGUGUGCCCGUGGGUUACCGUCCUGAUGCCAUCGAUGGCAGCUGGGGGCCCUGGAGCUCAUGGGCUGCCUGCUCACGGAGCUGCGGUGCAGGCGUGCAGAGCGCCGAGAGACAGUGCAGCAACCCCACGCCUAAGUAUGGGGGCAGGUACUGCCUGGGAGAACGGAAGCGAUUCCGGAUCUGCAACAUCAAGCCGUGUCCUCCCAACAAGCCGUCCUUCCGCCAGGUCCAGUGCAGCCAGUUCAACCCCAUGCCCUACAAGGGGAAGCUCUACAAGUGGACACCGGUGCCCAACAACAUUAACCCCUGCGAGCUGCACUGCCGCCCGGAGGACGAGUACUUCGCGGAAAAGCUGAGGGAUGCCGUCAUCGAUGGGACCCCGUGCUAUGAGAUGAACUCCAGCCGGGACAUGUGCAUCAACGGCAUCUGCAAGAACGUGGGCUGCGACUAUGAGAUCGACUCCAAUGCAGUGGAAGACCGGUGCGGUGUCUGCCACGGGGAUGGCUCCACCUGCCACACUGUCAAGAAGACAUUUGAGGACAGCGAGGGGCUGGGUUAUGUUGAUAUCGGGAUUAUCCCUGUUGGAGCCCGAGAGAUCCGGAUUGAAGAAGUCGCAGAAGCUGGAAAUUUUCUGGCGCUGAGAAGCGAGGACCCAGAGAAGUAUUUCCUGAAUGGUGGCUGGACCAUCCAGUGGAAUGGAGAUUACAGGGUGGCAGGGACCACUUUCACUUAUGAGAGGACGGGAAACUGGGAGAACCUCACCUCUCCAGGGCCCACCGUGGAACCUGUGUGGAUCCAGCUGUUGUUCCAGGAAACCAACCCCGGCGUGCGCUACCAGUACACCAUCCAGCGGCCAGCUGACAGCGAGAACGAGAUCGAGCAGGCCGAGUUCCUCUGGCGCUUCGGCUCCUGGACCACGUGCACCGCCACAUGCGGCACCGGAGUGCAGAGGCAGAUUGUGCACUGCGUGGAGAAGCUGGCCGGCAUCGUGGAGGAGCGGUACUGUGACACACUGACACGGCCUGACGACCAGCAAAGGACAUGCAAUGAGGAGCCGUGCCCAGCAAGGUGGUGGGUUGGUGAGUGGCAAAAGUGCUCAGCCACGUGUGGGACGUCAGGGUUGAUGAAGAGGACAGUGCUCUGCAUCCAGAGCGUGGGGUUGGACGAGCAGAGAGCCUUGCAGCAAACGGAUUGCCAGCACCUCUCCAAGCCAGAAGCCACCACUCCCUGCCACCGGGAUGUCCCCUGUCCCUCUCAGUGGGCAGUGGGGAACUGGUCAGAGUGCUCAGCAACAUGUGGGAAUGGAACACAAAGACGCCCUGUUUACUGCAGCAAUAAUACUCGAGCAACUUGUGACCCUGCACAAAGACCCAGCUCGGAAACUAUUUGCUCCUUGCCACAGUGCCAGAAGAAAUUAGACAACGCCAACACUGACUGGUCUGGCAGUGGCUCUUCCAGCAGAGAGAUUUUUAAUGAAAUACAUUACAUUCCAAAUAACCAUAUCCCCAAAUUUAACCCCUUAAUUCCAAAUAUCCCAGAGUCCAAUGAUGUCAAUAUCAUAACUGAGGAUGACUUCUCAACCAGAAAGGGAAAUUUCUUUGUUGAUGAUUUUUACUAUGAUUACAAUUUUAUCAACUUUCAUGAGGAUCUGUCAUAUUACCCGUUCACUGAGAAGGAGACCAAAAGCGAGGGCCCUAAGCCAGAGAUGAGCAGCAACCAUGUGGAGGAGUCUCCUGAGACGCCUGUGGAUGUCCUGCACACCAUGAAGCUGGGAGGAGGAGCACAUGAGGAAGAUCUGGUGAAGCCAGGCAAAGCAAAUGCUUCUGCUCCUGUGCACAGUGAAGAGGAGACGGAGUCAGGAGGUUUGGUCUUUAACGACCUAUUUGGUGUGUUCCCUGAGCGUGAAGAAGUGGGGACAGCCGCUCCCAGAGAUGAUGCUCCCAAAGAUGAUGCUCCUGCUCUCACAAGGGAUGAGGGGGAAGAAGUGCCUGUGCCCUGCUCCAAGGAUCCACUGCCCACCCAGCCCGCAGUGAGUCAUGUCUCCACCAGCAGCCUGCUGCUCCCUCGUCUGUCCCUGGGUGCAGCACCGGUGGGCACCAGUCCUGCAUGGGAUGCUCCAGCUCGCAGCCUUGAUUCCUGGGCCCCAGCCAGUCCCUCUGUACCACCAGCCAUUGACAGGGACAGUGCUGGUGCAGCUGGUACACCUGGCAGUGUGCAGCACAUGGGAGAGCCUGCAAGCAGAGUCCAGGACUUUGCUAGCACAGUGGCUCCUGAUAGCACAGGCAGUGCUAAGGAAGGCCAUGGAAACUCAAGGGAAAUGGGAUUUGUCAUCACCAGUGCUAAUAACGGCACUGCCUCCAAGACCAAGGAGCAGGAAGAGUGGGCAGAAAUACCAGCACUGGAGGGGGCUGCACACACACAUGCAGCACCGGAGACCGAAGAGCAGCUGCAUGUGACAGAUAGUGUGGCUCCGAACUCCCCCACUGCACAGAGCCUGCAGCAGGAGAUGGGAGGGCAUGCGGAAGGUCCCAGUGUGAGCCCCCAUCCUGCAGAUGCUACCACUGGCCCUGGAGGGGAGGCAGGGCAGCAGCCAGGGUACCACAGCCCUCUGUCUCUGACGUUGGCCCCCUUAGUGGCCACCACAACAUCGCUGCCACCAGUGCCCGUGUCCCCCACCAUGUCGGGACUGCCCACCCAGCUCACUGCCAGCGGCCUCACCCCACAAAGUGCCCUGGUGCCAGCCAUUCCAGCAUCCCCAGCUCACAGCCCUGCCACGAGAGCAUCACCCUCCAAGCCCCCAACAGUGUGGGGCGGCGAAUGGGGACCAAGGGAAACACAGGUGCCGCACCACGCGGUGCCAGCAUCCCCCGGCACCCACCAGCGCUCCAGCUCCAGCAUGGCCCCAGUUGGCCACACUGCUCCCGAGGAGCACUCACCACCAGCAGCCCCAAGGACACUUGUUUAUGGUGCUGGGGAGCAUGAGGGACCCCAGCCCACCCCCACACCCCUACCAUUCUGGGAGCAAGAAGAGGAUUUGCUGCUGCCUUCCACCACCAUAGCAGCCACUGCGAUGCCCAGCUGGGAGGUUGGCAACUGGAGCGAGUGCUCGGCCACCUGUGGUGUGGGUGCCAUCUGGCGCAGCGUGCGCUGCAGCACCGGCACCGAGCAGCACUGCAGCGCCGCCAGCAAACCCGUCCCCGCUCGGAGGUGCUCCCUGAGACCCUGCUCGUCCUGGCGCGUGGGGAACUGGAGCAAGUGCUCCAAGAACUGUGGCGGGGGCACGAAGGUUCGGGACGUGCACUGCGUCGACACCAGAGAGCAGCGGCUGCUGCGGCCCUUCCACUGCCAGGCUGUCCUCUACAAACCACCAGAGCAGGUGCCCUGCCAGAACACACCGUGCCUGGACUGGUACACGUCCUCGUGGAGAGAGUGCUCGGAGCCGUGUGGUGGAGGGGAGCAGGAGCGCCUGGUGACAUGCCCAGAGCUGGGCCACUGCGAUGAGACACUGCGGCCCAACAACACUCGGCCCUGCAACACCCACCCCUGCACCAAAUGGGUGGUGGGCUCCUGGGGACAGUGCUCGGUGCUCUGUGGAGGGGGCAUCCAGCGGCGCCAGGUGAAGUGCAUCGACACGCAGACCGGGCAGGCACAGGAGGACAGCAGCCUCUGCGACCACGAGCCAUGGCCUGAGAGCACACAGAAGUGCAACCCUCAGAACUGCAAGGGCACCGAGGCAGGGCUAACCAUAACAGCGAAGCAAAACCAGUGAUCCGCGUGUGACACCACAGCCAGUCCAGGCAGCACACAUUGAAAUGCAGGUGUUCGUUGAAAGGAUCCUGUAAGUUCUCCCUGAAUUACAUGCAUUUCAGUACAUGAUAGGUGAAGCAUUUACGUGUAAGGCAGCUAGCUGGUCUAACUCAGUGCCAUGAUGCAAGCACUGUGCUGCCCUUUCCAUCACCCAGUGCUGCACCGUUCUGGGGGCUGCAGCUGCGCUGGGCAUCAUUUCUUCCCAGAACUCACCCCAGUUCUCUGUAGUCACGAUUCUCUUUUCUCCUUAGCACAUCUGACAAUGCUUACUCAUUUUCCUGGCGCUGUUUGUGCCCCGGUGCCACCAGGAAAGGUGUGGCCUCUUGGUUUCCAUCACCAUGCUCGAUGAGCUCAGUGCUGCUCUGUCACUGGCAGUCACUGCAGGCGCAGCACAUGGCGGUCACACGCUGCCAGCAUUGUGCCAGGACAAUUCACAGCGGCGGUGCUGGGUGCUGCUCACACCACUGACCACACGUGGGCCUUGGUCCGGGCAGCGUUCCCCUCCCAGCCUCCCAAAGAGCCCUUGCUAUUAAUAGCCCAUGCACAAGGAAAGCCCGAAGCAAUGCUUUUUGUUGCAGAUACAGGAUAUGUGGUUACCAGGAUGCAUUCAAUUUGUCAUUGUAAGAUACUUUUGGUUCAUUACUUCAGAAAGACCCCAUUGAAGACCAACUCUGCAAAACACGUAUGCUUCAUUUGCCACACAGUAAAGGCGGGUUUCCCACUAAUUGUGAACCUUCCCAACGUGGGACUCUUAGGUCUCGCUGACCUUUGCCUGCUCAGUUUUACUUGGCCCAUGUGAAAAAUACUGGAUUUCUCUGCUAAGUUGUCAGGGGCUGCAGGGAAUUUUGUUCUUGCAGCCAGUUCACCUCCCCACGCCGGGUUAAUGUAACGGGUGCUGCGGGGUGGGCUUAGGGCAGGAACGCACAUUUAUACAAAUCUAGGCAAGUUUAAUCACAGCAGCAACUGGUACUGAGGCAAUGCAAAGCUAGAAAAUGUCUCCUGUUCCAAAUGAAUUGGUCUUCAUGUUUGGUGCCACUGAAGAUUUCAGUGUAUGUGGUGUAGACGAUGCCAUCCUCUGCCCCCAGCACAGGCUGACUGCGGGCUGCUGGCAUCUCUGCUCGUGUGCAGCUAUUCACAUCUGUGUGUAAACACAUAGGGUUACAUACAGAUACGCAUCUCUGCUUUGCACAGCUGCAGGCCUCCCCAGCAGCAGGCUGACCUCGGGCCGCCUGAGCACACCCGAUGUGGGCUCGGAGCAGACACUCCUAAGUAGUUUUUUCCUAUAUUUUCCACAGAGGAAAUAGAACAAACAAUAUAUUUUUUAAAGAGGGUUUCAGCAAAGUUUCCUGACAUCUAUUGUAAACAUCAGCUGCUAAUUACCAAGCAGGGAAAGAAUUGCUCACAGGUUUUACUUGCCAUUUUUUGGAAUAUCGCACCCUGAGCUCAGAGAAGGAUUUGGAACAAGGGAAAACCAUCACAUCGCACAGCUUCGUUCUUGAGAAUCUGUUGAUGAAAUGAAUCUGAAAAGUGAUUCUGUCCUGAAGGCAGUCAGCCCUGGAGUGCAGCCUUGAAGUGAUUUGCUCAGGAGCUGGCUGAGCAGUGCGAGGCGCACCGGCAGCUCCAACCCAAACAGGAAUUUGAGUUCAUCUCACGUUCAGUGCGAAGCUCCUCAGCCAGGCCUCUUCAGCCACAAAGCAAUCGUUAAACCUCGCCUGCUGUUUUCAUUAUGAUUACAGAAAUACUGACUUAAAUGAGAUUUUUCCUCCCAGAUUUUACUAUUUCACAUCCAGUCUGCAGCUGCAGUCCCUCUUUAAACCGCCCUGAUACCCACAAGACUGAACGUCCUUAAUGCCAAGGGACUUUGGUUGCUGUUUUCAAGGCCAGUUGUAAAUACAAAACCUGUUUCUCUGCAGGCUUUCUGUUGAUGGUUAUGAAGACUUUUACUUAUAAACAGCCAAUCUCGCUGCAUGCAGAGCGCUGGCACCAGGGCACUGCCACAGCUGCUGUGCCCUCACUUGGAGGAGGCAGCAGCCCCUACAGGCAGUGCUGGUGUGGGACACGUGCCAGGGAGGUCACCCCAAAACCGCUGCCCUCUCCUUCCAACCUCUGGGGGAAAGAGGAUGGACAGGCUGAAACCCUGCUCUGCUCAUGUUUUGCUGUUGCUUCUAUUUAUUUGUUGUGAGCUCCUGAAGCCUCUCUGAGAAAAGCCAGAAGUUCUUGGCUUCAGAUUAGAUAUCAGACUUUGUGUUCCCCCACCCCGUCACCUCCCCACAUUUCCAGAGCUGGAGACAGGAAGGAACCGAAAGCUCAUUAAUUGGGAAGCAGCAGGAAUUCUAUGGAGCAAGUUCUUUGUCAUUUAAUAACAAUAACACUUAAAGCAGUUCCGCAUCUCAAGAAGGCGUCAGGCCGUCCUGUCAGUGCACCUGUGUUCUGCAGGCUCUCAGUUCCCCCCAGGUCCUUCUGUGUCUGGACCAGAUGAUCUCAGCUGCAGUAUUUUAAUCCCCAGAUAGUCAGGAGGUCACCAGUCCUCCAGCGCAGCACCAGCUGCCAGCCAGCGAGGCCAUCCUGCGGGUGACUGAGCACAGGAGGAGGCCAAGCAGGAGGCAGCAAGGCCCGGAUGGAGCAGGAACAGCUCACAGCAUUGUUUUUUCUCACUCUUGUUCCGCUGCAAUUUCAUUACCUGAGCAAAGGUAUAUUAGUCCAGUUUCUAAGGGCCUGUUUAUGGGAGCUCACUGCUUCAUCUUCUACCAAUACCAGUAGGUCUUGCCCACGUACUUGUCCCCAGGCCCUCGGGGCAGCUCCUGACACACGUGCACCUCCAGCAGCAUGAGUGCACUGGUGUGCAGCAAAACCCUGCAGGCAUACAGCAAGGCUGCUGAGAAAAAUGACACUACUGAAAUUACGUUUUGCCACAGGUACGCUCGCUGGCCUAGCCAGCCCUCAGCUGAGUGUCAUUAACACCAACAAAUUCCUAUGUAAGGCUUUGGAAACAACUGGUGCUCAGUUCUGAAGACCUCCCCCAGGCAGGGCAGGAAUUUUGUCCUCCCGUGAAGUAAAGGUGUUUGGAAGAAACCAGCUCCCAAACUCCGUCAAUCACUGUGGCUGCGCAGAAAUUCACCACCACAACUGGAACUCCAGGUGGCUCCUGCUUCUGGGGGUACCUCUGAAACCAGGUCAGCUCCCUCGGGAAGCAGCGGGGCUUUGCUGGGCUCCUCCAGAGGCACACGCCAGCAGGGCAGGCAGAGCGUUAUGCUCUGAAAUAUUUUCACUUUCACUGGCUUGUUCCCAUUAGCAGCACGGGGCUGCAGGCUGCAGCUGGGUGCCAAGCAUGUGUGUGCAGUAACACAUCACCUGUUGCCCUCGGGCUCUUAAUGCCAUUUAUGUGCAAAUCUCACACGUUUAUCUGAUUACAGUCCAGAAGCUGUUUAUUUAAAUUAAAGGUUAUUUGAAACAGGUUGGGACUCUGAAAGCAUGACCUGGAGCAUUUUUGCAUUGGAUCAGGAAAUGAAGUCAGAUAACCCUCCUGGGAUUAAAUUUCCAGAGAAAUAAAGCGAAUCAUUGCCAUUUCCCUCCCUGAGAAAAGCCUUCUCCUCUUCCCAGGGUAUUUCGGGUCUUUGUGAUGGAUACAUUUACAUUUUGAAGGAUACACUUACAUUUAAAUCAGCAUGAAGCUGGUGAAAUUGCAGCAGAAAGUACCCUGGCGAAGGCCAUUGACUUUUGGAGGAGGCUUUGCUCACAGUUGUGCAGUGCUAAGCGUGCUGGGUGCAGGCAGAGCUCUGCCUCCUCACCCACUGAAAAUCUGCUUAGCAGAGGCUUCUUCUGGGACGUGUCAUUCACAUCAAUGCUGAUCUAUCGAACAGCUGUCUCUGGACAGUGGCACAAUUGGGUACAGAACAGAAAGAGCAGUUACAUGUUUCAAGGCCGCAAUUAAUUACUUAUCAGAAAAUAAUAAACCAGCAGCAACAGCCAUCAAAGCAGUGCCAGCUGUAGCUUUGCCACAGAGGUUCCAUCGAACCUACCCAGUCAGCUGUGGUGGAAGGAGCCCCUCGCAUCCAAACAGCUCCAGUAUCAGAAGCAAUUCAGCUUCUGAACUUCAAAUUCAUUUCUGGGAGGGACACAACACCUGCAGCGGGCUGAGCCACAGACAGAAACACCCCAAAUGUGGGUCAGACAAGUCCAGAUCUGCUUUCACAUUCACUCUUCUCAGAUACCUCUCUCACCACAAACAUAGAAGAGAUUUGAGGUGGGUUUUUGUUGUUUUUUUCCCUUGAGUCUCACACAAGGAGAACUGCCCUCUUCCAUCUAGCUCCCAGAGUAGCAGCAGGAAAGAUCAAAUGCUGAGGUUUCGGCGUGGCAGGAGACAAAGAGAGAAAACGCAUGUGUGCUAUUUCGGGAUGUUUGGUGGCAACAAGCAAGUGUCCUCAAGGGACAGAGGUUUUCUGAGAAAGUUUCUACUUAAAUGCAAAAAAUGUAAAAUGUGCAAUUAGAAGAUAAAGAGCUGUCUCUGAGGGACAGCUCCCCGGUCUCUAACGGCAGCUUUAAACCGGUGUAACCUGGGACUCUGAUAAAGAAAAUUAUCUUUGUCCUCACGUACUUACAUCUGGGGCCGUGUAAAGCAGCCCACAAAAAGCAAGGACGGGCAGCAAGUAUCAGCCCUGGAGCUGGGACGUCCCCCUCCCUGGUGCUCUCAGCCCCAGCUGCUGGUGGCUGGGCUUCCCUGCCAGGCAAGACCUGACUUUAAGGAAGGAACGAAGAAAGGAGAAUGAAAAACAGAGGCAACACAAGCACAGGGUGUUGCAAAGCUCCCAGUCACUGAGAGCUUCUCUCAGUGCUCCCCCUCGUGGGAAGACACUUCCAGAACACUUCUGCCUGUCUGUUUCCUUCUCUCCAGGAACUAUUAAUAGUUAAAUCCUUUGCUUUUGUUUUUCUCCUUUUGAAAAGGAGCAAAAUGACAGAUUCGUUCUAUUUAAUAAAACGAAGUCAGCAUAAUUGUACAAAAAAAAAUAAAACAAAGUCAGCUUUAAUUGUACAAGGGCAAUUUCUAUGCGAAGAAUUACUCUGUUCAGCUGACUUUGUGCAGGCUUGCAGACAUUGCCUUGAAGCCAUUGCAGAUAGGAUGCGUGACAGCAAGUCUUACCGAGAAACAAAUGAAAGCAAGGCUGCAAGGAGCACUACAAACACCACGGUGCAUCGUGGUUUAACCACUCUGAAACUCCUGGACAAAGGCUAGGCUGCUGCAGAUGGCAAUUAACUCAGCAGAAUGCAUCCUUUAUGAAUUAAAGACUGUUAACUACUUUACUUUCUUUUCUAUUUGGACACGUUUGAAGUGUUCACUGUGUGCCGCGGUGCUGCUCAUCCUUCCUAGGGCAUCCUGAAUGAUUUAGGAGAGCUCUGAAAUGGCACAUUGCCCCCUGCUGUCUUUUUCUAAGAGUCUAAAAUAGGGCCCCAGUCUUAGCGGGAGCCUGCAGGCACCGUCAUACUAAAAUAAUUAACCAACAAGCUUCCCUUGUUGUCAGCUGUUACUGGAGAUACUCAAAGCAAGCUCGCUGCUCGCCGCUGAAUGUUCCCCGCAGGAGCUCUCAAUGAGCUGCGUGGAUGCUGCUGUCCGCUCUGCUGGGAGAUUGCUUUUGGCGCUGUAUUGAUUAAGUCUAAAACUGUGAUGUACAAAUUCUCAGUGAACAAACACCCGAUGUCCAAAAAUGCUUCCAGAGGAAACAAAAUACAUUCUCACGGCACCCAAGUGCUUGCAGAAGGAAGCGCCUUUUCUUUGUGGCCGUUUGCUGACAAAGCGUUUCAUCAUCUCACCACGUUAGCGCAUCAGAGGAAGCCUCAGACCUUCCAAGAGAGCCACAGCACACACUUCACAUGUCAUUCUUUCACGGGAAAGCAUCUCCCUCUGCUCUUCAUCUGUAAACUUAAUUUACAGGAGAUGCCGCCAUCUCAUGAGCCUACUGAAAAAACAAAAACCAACCACCACAAAACCUUGUGAACUGCAUCUUUCUGGAUACGUUGUGGCAGACUACUCCAGCUGGAGCCUAAACACACACACUGUUGACUUUGGCCGAAGUGGGACUUUGGCACUGGCAGCAGGGAGAUUGCAGGCUCUUGCUGGCACAGCUGUGACGUUUGUCAGAACGUAGUUCUACAAAGAGAAUGUUUUCUCCACCGUUCAUAACAUGCAGCCUCGCUGGAACCCACUCAGUGAUUCAUGCCUUCAGGAGAGCUUUAUGGGGCUUGUUAUUGCAAUGGUUACAAAUCCCUGACAUCUCAGCAGAUGUUGCACCCAACUCCAAGGAUUUCUCCUGUCUCAUCAAACACGAGCCUGCUACAGUAAUCACAGUUCCACUUGGGAAGGGCUCCUCGAAUCUCUCUCCAACCACUGCUGGGCACGGCUGCUUUGCGCUGCCCAGGUGACGUCCCAGGACCCGGGAAUGGUUUGCCAGGAGCCAGCAGGCAGCCCGCACGGCUGUAGCCUCUCUGACUGCACACACGCUCAGCACUGGGGCCCUCCUGUGGCGGAUCCUGAACGUCACUUCUGAGAGGACAGCUGAGUGAGAAACAGCCACCUAAUUCUUCAGGGAAAGUAAAUUCAUGGUCAAAUCCACAGCUGCAGUAGGAAACAAACCCUAGGGAAUUUCUCCAGAGAGAAAACGUGUGACGGCUGACAUUAUGGAUGCCCCAGAUCAGAUUAGUGAGGGAGCAGCAAGAAGAAACAGAACUGUGGGGACCACAGGCUGCGGGAUUCUUCCCGUGCUGCAGGUAAGCUGCAAGGAACAGCAGGAUCAAACUGGCAACACACCGUCCACAGGAGAACAUUACCCUCAAGGUAACUGUAAAUCAGAGCCUCCAGAACCAGAAACGUGUACUUACAGAAAUAAAAAAUACAAAUAUUUAGCAAAAACAGCAUCUCACUAAAGAUCCAUCUUGCUCUAGUCCAAUCGCUU